AUGGGGGAGAAAGUUUCCGAGGCGCCCGAGCCCGUGCCCCGGGGCUGCAGCGGCCACGGCGCCGGGACUCUAGUCUCGCCGGCGGCAGCCGUGUCCUCGGAGGGCGCUUCCUCAGCGGAGUCAUCCUCUGGCUCGGAAACUCUGUCGGAGGAAGGGGAGCCCGGCCGCUUCUCCUGCAGGUCGCAGCCGCCGCGGCCGCCGGGCGGCGCCCUGGGAACCCCGCUGCCCGCCGCGUGGGCUCCCGCGCGCGUGGCUCUGGAGCGUGGAGUUCCUACCCUGCCGCUGCCGCCCCCCGGAGGAGCGGUACUGCCGGUGCCCCGGGUCAGCAGCGCAUCCCAAGAGGAGCAGGAUGAAGAGCUUGACCACAUACUGUCUCCGCCACCCAUGCCGUUUCGGAAAUGCAGCAACCCAGAUGUGGCCUGUGGCCUCGGAAAGUCACUGAAGUACAAGAGACAGCUUAGUGAGGAUGGGAAGCAGCUGCGGCGAGGGAGCCUGGGAGGAGCCCUCACCGCUUCUGACCUGGAGCGUGGAAUUUGGCCUUUAGCUUUAUGA
Arvicanthis niloticus (Nile rat) is the source of this 552-nucleotide messenger RNA. Lineage: Eukaryota; Metazoa; Chordata; Mammalia; Rodentia; Muridae. The record is from RefSeq and is a predicted model, not a curated record.